CAAUCACCCUACCACGGAACUUCAUGUUCCACUACCAGGACGGGCAGCCGCCGCGCACCCCAGAGCCCGACGCGCAGGUAGACGAUAUGCAGCCGCCGCCGCCGCCACGACAAGUGCUCAAGGUCCGCCGACGCCGCACUACCUUCGUGCCAACUCAGAUAUUCAACGACCCGGAUGACGGCUUGCCCAUACCUACGAUAGAAGCACCGGAACUCCAUUCUGAUGUCUCAACAGAGCUUCCUACCUUGCAGCCUGCCAUCGACAACGACUAUCUGUCACCAGCAUUGACUUGGAGCCGGAUGCUUUCGCCUCCAAAGACGCCUGUGUCACAAAUGGGCAGUUUGAGCAGCUUUGAGGGUCUGCAGCACUGGUCCGAGUUGGACCAGGCCAGCCAGAGCGAGACUUCAAGCAGACCAACAUCCUCCUCGGGCUUCUCCGAUUCUUCCCAGUCUUCUUUCGACAGCUUCGAGUCGUUCCCUUCGCUCGGUGGAAGCUGCACCAGCUCCGAGGAUGAGAAGAUGGACCCGUUCUUUUCGCCUGCACCCAAGCAUACACCUAUGUUGAGCUCGCCCAUCGUAACCCAACAACGACAGCAGGCGAAGCUCAAGCUGAAGGCUAGCUUUACUGAGGAGAUGGACUACCACCUGUGGAUGACUUACAUGAAAUAUCUUCAGGACCCCACCGUGACUCCUUUCAAAGCUCUACCCACCACUGUGCCGCCGAACGGUGUAUGCCAUCGCGUCGCUCGUCUAGCAAGACAUACCUGGAAGGGUCCCCGAAAAUCGUCUGUUGUACCUGGUGUGCGUUCGGCUGCGCGUAUCCUUUCUCGCAGCGGUACUCCCACGAUUCCCGGCGGAAAAACAAGUGCGAAGGCGCCUGAGGUACCUGGCUAAGCAGAAGCCGACCCUCUCGGCCCACUACCAACGCUUGAUGCAUCGCUCGCCCUCGC
Paraphaeosphaeria sporulosa is the source of this 949-nucleotide messenger RNA. RefSeq lists its product as uncharacterized. The transcript is spliced from 2 exons. The coding region runs from base 24 to 893 and encodes 289 amino acids. The record is from RefSeq and is a predicted model, not a curated record. NCBI's taxonomy places the organism in Eukaryota, Fungi, Ascomycota, Dothideomycetes, Pleosporales, Didymosphaeriaceae.